Cryptococcus amylolentus CBS 6039 is the source of this 1677-nucleotide messenger RNA. RefSeq lists its product as hypothetical. Gene Ontology annotation, cellular component: membrane. Gene Ontology annotation, biological process: transmembrane transport; carbohydrate transport. The transcript has 11 exons. Gene Ontology annotation, molecular function: carbohydrate:proton symporter activity. The record is from RefSeq and is a predicted model, not a curated record. NCBI's taxonomy places the organism in Eukaryota, Fungi, Basidiomycota, Tremellomycetes, Tremellales, Cryptococcaceae. The coding region runs from base 1 to 1677 and encodes 558 amino acids.
AUGUCCCCUCUCGAGAAACCCCAUAGUACCACUCUCGAGUCUGCCGAGAAAGAUCUCGAGAUCACCCAUGCUGAACACCCACUCCACCAUGACGGCCCCGAACAUCUCCAGUCCCCCGAAGAUAUCCGGACUGAUCUCUCGAAGGGCGGGGUAGUGCAGAUGAGGAGCAAGUACGCCGACUUGGGGUUUGUAGAUUCCAUCAAGAGGUUUAAGCUGCUGGGCGGGGUGGCUAUGGCAGCUGCUUUUAGUGCAAGCUUGGAUGGGUAUCAGAUCAAUUUGAAUGGAGGGAUAGUGUCCAAUGCGGGGUUUAUCAGGCAGAUGGCGUCGCCGGGGACGACAGUCAUCAAGGGUUCAUAUGUCUCGGCUUGGGGCGGUGUCCAAUCUGCCGGCCAGACGCUUGGUCAAAUCUUCCUGCAAUACGCCACCGAAGCGCUCGGCCGUAAGAUGGCGCUCUACAUCCUCUGGGUCUUUCUUGUCGCUUCGAUCUUUGCAGAGACGUUUGCGUCGCAUUGGUGGCAUUGGUUACUCGCCAAGCUGUUCUCGGGUAUUGGAGUGGGGAUGCUGCAAGCUACGCUGCCUGUGUAUCUGAGCGAGAUCUCGCCGACGCAGGUUCGAGGAUUCUUCAUCAACGCUUACUCUUUCUGGUUCUGUCUUGGUCAACUAUUCGCCUCGGUAGCGCUCAACGAACUCAAAGCUAUGGACCCUUACAACUACAAAAUCGCCAUCUACUCUCAAUGGCCAAUGGUUGCGAUUAUGGGCGUCAUCUUUGUUCUUCUACCCGAAUCGCCAUGGUGGCUCGCCUCCAAGGGAAGACUCGAUCAAGCCGCCAAGAUGCUUGAACGAUAUCAAGGACAUUUGGAGGGGUUCAACGUCGCUGAUGAAGUUGCGAUCAUGACGGCGACGCUGGAAGAGUCCAAAUUGAUUGCGCAGAGGACGGGGCAGCAGGGGACGUGGGCGGUGUUCAAGGGGAGUAAUCUGUUUAGGCUUUUCAUCGCUUCUUGGCCAAAGAUGAUUCAGCAAUUCGUCGGGUUGACAGUAUUCAACACCUACGCCACCUAUUUCUUCCAACUCGCCGGCAACUCCAACCCUUUCCUCGUCACCGUCAUCCUCUCUUGCGUGCAGCUCUUGUCCAUGUUGAUUACUUGUUCUCUUUCAGACAAUCUGGGGCGCCGGCCGUUGACUGUUUAUCCAUAUGCGGUGACGGUGGGGAGUAUGUUGGCGUUGGGGAUUAUUGGGUGUUUCGAUUAUGCAAGCAAGUCGCUGGGGUCUCUUCUUAUCUUCUUUGCCUGCCUCGCAACGUUCUCCACUACCGGCGCCUCCGCCAUCGGCUACGCCUACGCCGCCGAAGUACCCACCCAGCGACUCAGGGCGCAGACGGCAGGGUGGGGAUUGGCGUUGAGUAAUCUGAUUGCCAUCAUGUUUAGCUUUUGUACGCCGUUGAUGUUGAAUGGGGAUGUGCAUUGGAAUGUGAAGACUGGGUUCUUCUUUGCGGGGACGGGGAGUGUGGCUACUGUUGUGGGGUGGUUUAUCUUGCCUGAAGUUGCGCGACGGACGCCCGCUGAACUGGAUGAGAUGUUUGAGAAGAAGGUGAACCCGAGAAAGUUCAAGGGAUAUGUGACGGAGGUGGAGUUGCAGUCGAGAGAGGUGGAAGGCGAAGGGGUGCGUAAUGAGCUCUGA